AUGCUUGAAAAGAAGCCAAAAUCAGCUUCUAAACGGUUUAUAAGAUACGCUUUAGGAACGGUAUUCGUCGCGGAAGCUGUAGGAAUUGCAGUAUCAUACGGCUUAUAUUUUAAAUUAAAUACAGAUAGAGAUUUCCGUUUAUACAUGCACAAGAAUUACUACUGGGUAUUGGACGGUUACUAUGGUCUUGGUGAACUUCUAGGUGGGCAAAAAACCCGUGAGUUAGAUCACAAAGUCUGGACCAACGAAGGCAAGAUAUAA
Molecule: messenger RNA, 261 nt
Organism: Parnassius apollo (apollo)
Lineage: Eukaryota; Metazoa; Arthropoda; Insecta; Lepidoptera; Papilionidae
Source: the annotation of a GenBank genome assembly